Hyla sarda is the source of this 2533-nucleotide messenger RNA. Its product is annotated as NADPH oxidase organizer 1-like. The transcript is spliced from 8 exons. Gene Ontology annotation, biological process: superoxide anion generation. The record is from RefSeq and is a predicted model, not a curated record. Gene Ontology annotation, molecular function: protein binding; superoxide-generating NADPH oxidase activator activity; phosphatidylinositol binding. NCBI's taxonomy places the organism in Eukaryota, Metazoa, Chordata, Amphibia, Anura, Hylidae. The coding region runs from base 79 to 1398 and encodes 439 amino acids.
CCCCCCCCCUCCUCCGGACGGGUAUACAAGUCCCAGGCUCCAUCUGUGACCAGACCGUAGUGCAGCAUCCUGGCAAAGAUGAAGGGGCAAAGCAUCCGGCAUCCGGUGAGCGUAGAAGCCAUUGGAAUAAUGCAGCAUGGCGACAAAAAGACCUACAUGUUUUUGGUUUUAUGGUCCGAUCACAACAAGGUCCUGAUAUUUCGAACAUUUGGAGACUUUAAGAAGUUCCAGAGAGAUCUUAAGAAGAAUUUCCCAUUGGAAGCUGGAAUCUUAAAUAAGACGGAAAGAACUCUGCCCAAACUGAAAGAUGCUCCCAGAACUGUGACAAAGAGGAACGCCACCAAGAGGUUCUUAGAAAGACUGCGGCUCCUGGAAGCCUAUUCGCACUCCUUGCUGCAACUGGACGCUAAAAUUUCUCACAGCAACUUUGUGGUUCAGUUUUUCACGCUACAACACCGAGACAUGAAUCCUUCCUUCCCUGAGGACAGCCUGGUCAUCAUGCCGUCCGAGAAAAAAGAGGAAGCGCGAAUAGUCUCGCCCGACACCCCCAAUAUCUCAGCGCCCCUGAGAUGCUACAAAUACAUGUGCACGGCAGACUACGAAACGGUGGAUGUGAGGAACAGACCGCUCAGAGUCAAGCAGUAUGAAUUCCUAGAUGUUCUGCUAAAGGACAGCACUGGCUGGUGGCUGGUGGAGAACGAAGAGCGACAGAUAGCCUGGUUUCCGGCGCCUUAUCUCCAGGAUCAUGGGAAUACGGAAGAGUAUGACAUUGCCAAAGAGUGCCAGGGAGAAGGUACCUUGUGUGUGGUGGUAAACAGCUAUGAAGCUCAGAAUUCGGAUGAGCUUUCGGUAGGGAUCGGCGUUGUUGUGGAAGUCUUGAGAAAAUCAGAUGAUGGUUGGUGGCUCAUCAGAUACAACAGAAGAACUGGCUUCAUCCCAUCGCUCUACCUAAAACCGUACACAAACCCAUGUGAGAAGAUCCAGCAUAUCCUCAGCAGAGAACGCUAUGUUUCCACUCCCAAUCUGCAUGAAGACAAGUGGUUCAGAGAUACAUAUUCUAUCCUAGCCUUCCAACCAAACAACCAAAGUGAUAGAGGACGGUCCCAGUCAUUGGGGGCCACAUCACUUGGGUCUGAAGGUAGAUCUGACCUGGAAUCGGAUACAGAUAGUACUUCUGGAUGCAACAAUAGACUUAGUUCCUCCAAUAGUGGGCACUCUUCAUGUAGUACCUCCAAUUCGUCACUGUCAAUGAGCUCAUCAUUGAAUGGCAUGCCCAAAAUCCCAGUCAGACCCAAACCGGAUGAGAUCAUACAGAAGUGCAGUACAGUCACCAAGAAAAAAGUGCAAAGGUCACUAGUGGGAAUGGAGGCACUAGAAGUCAGCGAGACCCAGCUUUAGGUUAUGAUGAGGAAGGUUGGAGGACAUGGAGGUUGGGAGUGGUUCUUGUUUGUCAUACUGACAGUAUGCUCCCACUUAUCCAUUGAUACUUAUUUUGGCAAAUUGUCCUGAGACGUGUCUGACUUGGACACAGAGAUAUGUAGCGGUAAGGCUAUAGUUGUAGUAGAAUUUUCUCUACCUAAGAUAAUAGAUGAUGUAAAUAUUACAGUGUAGGAACCAUUAUUGAUAGAGAUCAGGGGCUACUGAGUCACUUGUUCUCAGGGAUUGUUCUAAGAUCUGGAACUACUCAUCAUAUCCUGAGAUCGAUUAGAUUUGCCUUUUGGCCCUUCUCAUCAUGUUCUGAGAUCGAUUGACUUUGUCUUUUGAGGUACUUCUUGUUCUUUUAGGCACUUCAUAUCAUGUUAUGUGAUUGAUUAGCUUUGCCUUUUGAGGUACUACUCAUCAUAUCAUGAGAUCAAUUAGCUUUACCUUUUGGGGUACUACUCAUGAUAUUCUGAGAUCGAUUAUACUUGUCUUUUGUGGUACUACUCAUCAUAUCCUGAGAUCGAUUAGCUUUGCCUUUUAGGCCCUUCUCAUCAUGUUCUGAGAUCGAUUAGCUUUGCCUUUUAGGCCCUUCUCAUCAUGUUCUGAGAUCGAUUAGCUUUGCCUUUUAGGCCCUUCUCAUCAUGUUCUGAGAUCGAUUAGCUUUGCCUUUUAGGCCCUUCUCAUCAUGUUUUGAGAUCGAUUAGCUUUGCCUUUUAGGCCCUUCUCAUCAUGUUCUGAGAUCGAUUAGCUUUGCCUUUUAGGCCCUUCUCAUCAUGUUCCGAGAUCGAUUAGCUUUGCCUUUUAGGCCCUUCUCAUCAUGUUCCGAGAUCGAUUAGCUUUGCCUUUUAGGCUUUUCUUAUUGUGUUCUGUGAUUGAUUAACUUUACCUUUUGAAGUACUACUCGAUUAGCUUUGUCUUUUGAGACCCUACUCAUCAUAUCAUGAGAUCGAUGAACAUUGCUGUUUGAGAAAGACUUUAAGGGCAUGCCCUAGAAGAAAAUGUAAAUUAGAGAAUAUCAUAUAUGUUUAGAGUGCAUGUUUAUGUAUUCGCUGCCAUCUUUGGUAUAAUCUUUGUAAGAUUUUGUAUUCAAGUGACAUUUCAAUAAAGGAUG